Messenger RNA from Moneuplotes crassus, 1054 nucleotides. Lineage: Eukaryota; Ciliophora; Spirotrichea; Euplotida; Euplotidae. The record is from the annotation of a GenBank genome assembly.
GCCUCAAUAAGUUCCUCAGUCCAUCUCAGAUAAUAACAGCCUCGAUUUUCACCGAAUAUUGAUGUUCCAAUACAUAUAAAUAUAGCUUUUAUCAAGAAUUAUUAAUAAAAAUUUAUCAAAAUGUUUAGAAAUUCUGACUUUCUUAACGAAUAUAUCGCAUCAAACAGCUUGGCUUGAGAGGAAAUUUUCAAUGGAAAUACAUCAGACUCUAAAAGAAUUCCUAUAAACUUUAAGCAUACAGAAUCUCCAAGCUGAGAAAUAAUUUGAGACCACCAAAGAAAGAAGACUGACUGUAAUACAACCCAGCCAAUGUUAGAUAAGGAAACUGCAAAAUCUUCUUCAAAUAAUGAAGAAGUUAAAGAAGAUUUCAAGCGAAAUGCUUACUUCAGUGCACAAGAAUCACCAGGAAAAAUUUCGGAUAGGCUGGGUGACCCAAAAACCUCACAAAUUAUAAAAUCAGGUAACCCUAGCAACGAAGAUAACUUUUUUUGAGAAACUUUGAAAAAUUUCAAUCCUAAAUCAAGAUUAAUCUCUGAUGGGACCAUAGGAAACGAAACAAAGCUAAAAUUUGCUAAAAGAAUUAGGUUUAGUAAAAUUCAUGAUAGAGAAAUGUAUCAAAGGCUCAUAGAGUUAUGAGACCAGAGGAAUAUUGAAGUCUCCCAACUUUGUAGAACAAGCUCCUUGUUAGAUGAACUUCAUCGAGAAAUCAUCGAAACACUCGCAUCAGAGAUUCAUUGGCCUAUCCAGAAAUUGCCCAAACUUUUACAGAGAAUUAAAUAAGAUUGGAAUGAACAGCAACAACUUCACUGUUAGGGAUACAAAGCUGCUGAGAAAGCUGAUUAAUUCUCAGAAAUAAGGCUAAAUUACCAGUCGAUUUUACUAAAAUUUCACAUAAUUUCCCUGGAAAAUCUAUAGAAACACUUAAAGCUAAGUAUAAUGAAAAGUACAAGUCUGGAAGUCCUAAUAUCAUUGAUUAAGCAUUAGAAGCUCAUUGAGAAAAAUCGAGAGAGUCAUGAAGGAUUCAUAAGUUCUAAUAAAACCCAUUUUCACCAGC